CGGCUUCCGGUGUGGGUGACGAGUGGUGGCCGAAGCAGGGGGACAGCAGGGGACGCUUAGGCUGGAACCAUGGCGGACGGCGGCUCGGAGCGGGCUGAUGGGCGCAUCGUCAAGAUGGAAGUGGACUACAGCGCUACGGUGGAUCAGCGCCUGCCCGAGUGCGAGAAGCUGGCCAAGGAAGGAAGACUUCAAGAAGUCAUUGAAACCCUUCUCUCUUUAGAAAAACAAACACGUACUGCUUCUGAUAUGGUGUCUACAUCCCGAAUCUUAGUUGCAGUGGUGAAGAUGUGCUAUGAGGCUAAAGAAUGGGAUUUACUUAAUGAAAAUAUUAUGCUUCUGUCAAAAAGGCGGAGUCAGUUAAAACAAGCUGUUGCAAAAAUGGUUCAGCAGUGCUGUACUUAUGUUGAAGAAAUCACAGACCUCCCAGUCAAACUUCGAUUAAUUGAUACUCUACGAAUGGUUACAGAAGGAAAGAUUUAUGUUGAAAUUGAACGUGCUCGACUGACUAAAACAUUAGCAACUAUAAAAGAGCAAAAUGGUGACGUGAAAGAGGCAGCCUCCAUUUUACAAGAAUUACAGGUGGAAACCUAUGGGUCAAUGGAAAAAAAAGAGCGAGUGGAAUUUAUUCUAGAGCAAAUGAGGCUCUGCCUUGCCGUGAAGGAUUAUAUUCGGACACAAAUUAUCAGCAAGAAAAUUAACACCAAAUUUUUCCAGGAGGAAAACACAGAGAAAUUAAAGUUGAAAUUUUAUAAUUUAAUGAUUCAGCUGGAUCAGCAUGAGGGAUCUUAUUUGUCUAUUUGUAAACACUACAGAGCAAUAUAUGAUACUCCCUGUAUACAGGCAGAAAGUGAAAAGUGGCAGCAGGCUCUGAAAAGUGUUGUUCUCUAUGUUAUCCUGGCUCCCUUUGACAAUGAACAGUCAGAUUUGGUUCACCGAAUAAGUGGUGACAAGAAGUUAGAAGAAAUUCCCAAGUACAAGGAUCUUUUAAAGCUUUUUACUACAAUGGAGUUGAUGCUAUGGUCCACAUUUGUUGAAGACUAUGGGAUGGAAUUAAGGAAAGGUUCCCUUGAGAGUCCGGCAACUGAUGUUUUUGGUUCUACAGAAGAAGGUGAAAAAAGGUGGAAAGACUUGAAGAACAGAGUUGUUGAACAUAAUAUUAGAAUAAUGGCCAAAUAUUAUACUCCGAUAACAAUGAAAAGGAUGGCACAACUCCUUGAUCUGUCCGUGGAUGAGUCAGAGGCUUUUCUCUCAAAUCUAGUAGUUAACAAGACCAUCUUUGCUAAAGUAGAUAGGUUGGCAGGAAUCAUCAACUUCCAGAGACCCAAGGAUCCCAAUAAUUUAUUAAAUGACUGGUCUCAGAAACUGAACUCACUGAUGUCUCUGGUUAACAAAACUACACACCUUAUAGCCAAAGAGGAGAUGAUACAUAAUCCAUAA
Molecule: messenger RNA, 1437 nt
Organism: Sciurus carolinensis (gray squirrel)
Lineage: Eukaryota; Metazoa; Chordata; Mammalia; Rodentia; Sciuridae
Product: 26S proteasome non-ATPase regulatory subunit 12-like
Exons: 1
Coding region: 70-1437 (455 amino acids)
Cellular component (GO): proteasome regulatory particle, lid subcomplex; cytoplasm; nuclear proteasome complex
Source: RefSeq, a predicted model, not a curated record